UUCAAGAGCAAAUUUUCAAUACGUCCUAAGUAACAAAAUAAACAAAAAUCAGAUUUUUGCCUUAUAUGGUAGCUUAGGAUCUCCUUAGUAUGUGUUCUAAUAAUAUCCGAAAAAUAUUACUCAAAUAUUUCUACAUUUCAAAUUAAAAAAAUCACCUAAGUAACAAUCUACUCAGUGGUAUGUUUUUACCGUUACGUCGUUUAUCCGCUAUAAAGACUAAGUCUUAUGUAACACCGAUAACGCCCAGCUGUUUCGUCAAAAAAAAUUGAAUUGGCUUAAGUAACAAAAUUUAACAAAACAACUUCUUCGGUUCUUACGUCAUAACUGAGUUGGGUCGCACUACUUCUUCCUACAGGGUUUUGCGUUGACGUUUUCGUAAAAAAAUGAAAACGAUCUUCCUUCCUUCACUUGCGCACAGAAAAGCUCCGGGGGUUUUUUUUACUUGCGUGUGGGGGUGGCGAAGAAAAAGUUGAUGGUAAACAAGGGGCAGUGUCAAGCGAUCCCAAAGCCGUUGGGAACAGCGAUUUGGAAGGAUUGCCUGGCGUUAUUCGACAGAACCGUGCCACUCGGACGCUUCCAGAGGAGCAGAUAUUGGUGAACACAUUCACGGUACAUUCCGAAAGGAUGACGGUGUGGAGAAAUCGAGCUUUCCGUGCAUUCACUCGCUUGGCUACUCAGAUCAAUUUUGCCAGCUCGACUGCCUCAAAAUGACGGCCAGUUCCAGCUCAAGUCCCAAAGACAAACGGAUCGGUGACCUGAAUAGUUCGACCCAGUUCGUGGUGUCUCUGGGAGUCAUUGAAUCGCCGGAGAUGGCCCGUGAUUUGACCAGCGUGAUUGAAAAAACUGAUGUGGUCAUUGGCUACAUCAUAAUAAAAGCUGCCCUCUUCGCAUUUUGGAUGUUGAAAAGUGUACCGGAGCUGAUGGACAUCUUCCUGCCGGCAACGCAACCGCAGCUGCACGAGAAAAAUAACAAUCGGUAUCAUAUCUCCGGCGUCUCCCUCCUCACGGAAAUCAGGGAGGCGAGCCGUGACAUGCAGAAUCACUUCUAAAAGAUUGUCCGAAGCUGGUGCGGGUCCUACAGAAUCUAAUCCUAGCAGACUAUCUGCCCUAACGACAUGAGUAUUCGUUAGCAGUUCAUUCCUGACGACCACAACGAUCCGGACGGUUCCAAGGCGAUGCAUCGAAAGAUAUUCUCGCGCAGGUUGUGCAAACCACAUGCACCGACUCCGUCACCUUUCACCGCAUCGUAUCCAACCCGGGUGGACCACCCGUAUCACCCGUAUAUGUACAGUUCAAUUUUUGUUACACACAAUACUUAAUAAUUGGCUAUUGCUGAAUGUUAAUAAAGAGCACCAUGCUUGGGUUUUACUGGGACGCUGGGAACUGAAAGCUAUCCGAAAUGCACCAAGGGGUCGUCCAUAUACUACGUGGAUACUUUAAAGAGAGGAGGAUGUUUUGAAAUGGUCCCUGCUUGUCCACGGGAAGGGGGUUCGGUAUUUUGGAGAUGUCAUGUAGAUCUGAUUUUCUCAACAACACUAAAAAUUCAAUUUUAUUUCGAUUGAGCCUUCCGUUUCGUUACAAGUAGUAUUUCGGAGCAAUUUGACCAUUUGGGAUAUAGGGGAACGUACGUACUCCCUGCCGUUUUGUGCUCUUCGUCCUGGGUUUUUUUUAAACCUAUUGAACUCAAAGUUGGCAUCAAAUCUUGACCAUCCAAGCCGAAUCAUAUACGACCAAAUUUCAGGCAAUUUUGCCGACAAAACCGUAUGACGAAUGGAAUAAACCUGCCGAUAAUACCCCCAAAGUCACCCUGUUAAACUUAAUGAAUCUCAAUCAUUUUUUCAGCUAUUUGUACAUCAAUUUGAGAUCUCUUGGAAGAAAACAAAAUUUACAGCCAAAUUUAGUACUAAAUAAUACGGCGGUAGGGUACUGUAAUC
This is a messenger RNA of Aedes albopictus (Asian tiger mosquito), 1934 nucleotides long. Its product is annotated as AP-1 complex subunit gamma-1-like. Gene Ontology annotation, biological process: Golgi to vacuole transport. Gene Ontology annotation, cellular component: AP-1 adaptor complex. Gene Ontology annotation, molecular function: clathrin-cargo adaptor activity. The transcript has 2 exons. The record is from RefSeq and is a predicted model, not a curated record. The coding region runs from base 708 to 1049 and encodes 113 amino acids. NCBI's taxonomy places the organism in Eukaryota, Metazoa, Arthropoda, Insecta, Diptera, Culicidae.